This is a messenger RNA of Eurytemora carolleeae, 444 nucleotides long. RefSeq lists its product as uncharacterized. Lineage: Eukaryota; Metazoa; Arthropoda; Copepoda; Calanoida; Temoridae. Bases 1 to 444 code for a protein of 147 amino acids. The record is from RefSeq and is a predicted model, not a curated record. The transcript has 5 exons.
AUGAAACAUCAGUUUUUUACUAGAAAAAUUGUUAUUGUUAGGACACUUAAGAAAACCCCUAGAGGGAUAAAGAAGGAAUAUAUCUCUGGUAUGGAAGUCUACUACUAUUCAGUGAGAGACCAAGUCGAAUCAAUUCUCAACAGAUAUUCAUCCUCUAAACUGUCAAAUCUAUCGGACCUUCAUCUACAGCUAAAUUUAGAUGGUAUUCCACUGUUCAAGAGCUCCCCGAAGAACUUUUGGCCUCUACUUAUAACUGUUAGAAAUCUUAGUCCUACUUUUGUUCUUCCUCUCUUGAUAGCAUGUGGACCGUCUAAACCUGAUGAUCUAGCAUUUCUCAAGAAACCUUUUGAUGAACUUUCAACCUUAAGAAGCGACGGAAUUCAUUUCAUGAACAAAAAAUUCAAGGAAAAGGAAACUAAAAUACCAACAGUAUUUCUCUUUUAG